Molecule: messenger RNA, 1419 nt
Organism: Paramecium pentaurelia
Lineage: Eukaryota; Ciliophora; Oligohymenophorea; Peniculida; Parameciidae
Source: the annotation of a GenBank genome assembly
AUGAAAUAAGCUAUUUUAGAUUUUAUCAAUUAAGGUAUACUUAUAACAAAGCCAAUCGAUACAUUCUAUACAUAACAAUUUGAAACUUUUACAAAUGAAUGCUACAAUUGUCUUAUUGCAUUUUACAAAAAAUAGUAAAGCAAUGAUAAACUUAAGAGUGCUUAUAUAGCUCUUAUGAAUAUUGUACAAAAUCCUAAAGUUGAAAAUCUAAAUCUUUUAAUAUUUUGUGCCACCUAUAUAGCCUAAAAGAGUUUUUAUUACCAAUAAAAUCUAAAUGAAUUACAUACAAAGAAUAAUGAAAGGAUUCAUUUAGAUUGUUACCACAUUAUAACCUUCACACUAAAUGGAGUAAUAGUAUCUGAUCAGUAUAUUGAAUCUAACCUCAAAAAAUACUUUACAGAUAAAUUCUUAGAUUAUACAAAAAAAACAGCUCCACCACCAUAAUAUGUUAAACCCACUAAAUUUUUUGGUCGUCCUGUUGAAUUCACUAAAUUAGAAAGUGAUGAAGGAUCAGAAUUUGCUUAAACUCUAUCAGGUAUAUUUAAACCACCAAAUAAACAUAAGAAACUUUAAAUUGUUGAAGAAGAAACAUAAUAUUAAGUUAGACAAUAAUUUAAAUCACCUCCUUUAAGAAGAAUGAAAAUUGAUAUUAAUUCAAUUUCACCUUCUCUUGCCUCUGCCUUACAUAGAACUAGUUUAGGAUUCGAAAAACCUAAAAUUAUUAAUCAUCCCAUCAUGAAAUCCUAAUUAGGCGAUAUUAAUUUUAUGUAAAGACUCAAAGAUCUUGAGUCGGAUGGUGAACAAAAAUUAGAUAACAAAAUCUAAAGAUCUCAUAGACAUAACAUAAUUGAAUAACAUAAUCUUACAUAUCCUCCAAAAGAAUAUUUUUAAAAAAAUGUCAAAGUCGAUGCAUUAUUUAAGAAUUUUCUAGAACUCAAAUAUGUCUUAGAUCAAAGAAAAGAAACCAUGAGUUCCAUUAAAGACAUAAAUGAUUAUUAACCUAGAAUACCCUUUGUUCCUACUUAUACUCCAUAUUUAUAAAUAGAAAGUUCUUAACCUAAAAAAUAGUAAUUCAUACAAAAAAGCAGUUUCGAAAUAUUCCCACCAACUAAUGAAAUAGACAAAGCUAAUAUUAGUAAAUUUGAUAUUCAUGCUUCUACUACUAAAUCAACUAUUAACAAUUAAGCAAAUACAACAUUCUUCUUUAAAACAAACAAUAAUAAACCAUAAUCCUUAUCAAAAAAUUCAACUCAAAAUUCAUUCUUUCAAUAUGUAAAUAAACAAAAAGAAUACAAGUAAUAAUUUGAUAGAUUCCUCUCGAAUGAAUCAUCCCCUGAUAGAAAUAUUAAUUAAAUCAAUAGUCAACUAUUGAAAAAAUAAAAUUUCUUAAAGAAAAGCUUGUAAAGAUUAAAAAAAUGA